AUGGGAGGGGCGGGCGGGCCCAGGCGCCUGUGCCAGCCGAGAUCCAGCCAGCGGCGGAAGGCCGGAGCCAGCGCCUGUGCGGCACCUCGAGCGUGGGGCCGGAGCCAGGAGCGGUGUCUCCGUGCCUUAAUAAUCCGUCACGGGUUUGAGUUCUCCCCACCAACCCUUGUUAUCAACACAAUGCUGGUGACAUGUGCUGUUUGCUGCUACCUGUUUUGGCUGAUUGCGAUUCUGGCUCAACUCAACCCUCUCUUUGGGCCGCAGUUAAGCAAUGAAACAAUCUGGUAUCUUAAAUAUCACUGGCCUUAAGGAUAUCUGUCCUCUGCUGCAAUUUAUUGACUAGGUAAAGAAGAGAUUUCCUCCAGAUGAAAAACUCCACUGACCCAAAGAUGCCCUUAAUGUAGUUGGUUGGAUACCAAGCCUGCAUUAAUGCCUUAACCUUUCUAUUGUGCUUCAAAUGGCUUGUUCGAAGCCCUGUAUUUUUUCCUACUACAUGAUUCAACAGUUUGCCUAAUGCAGUUUAUAAUCUUCUUCAGUACUGUAAAUUUUUGUUUGUUAACUUCAGAUGUGAUGAAAAUUUCUGAAGUUUUUAUGGGUCAUAGAGUCAGUUUUCCUGUUCAUGUUACUCCAUAGAAACACUGUAUAUAUAUUACAGGUCUUAGGUUGUCUGUUGCUGUGCUGUUCACCCCUGUUCUGUUUGACUGCACUUGAAA
Messenger RNA from Athene cunicularia (burrowing owl), 713 nucleotides. RefSeq names its product ATPase H+ transporting V0 subunit e1 (gene ATP6V0E1). Gene Ontology annotation, molecular function: proton-transporting ATPase activity, rotational mechanism. The record is from RefSeq and is a predicted model, not a curated record. Lineage: Eukaryota; Metazoa; Chordata; Aves; Strigiformes; Strigidae. The coding region runs from base 1 to 309 and encodes 102 amino acids. Gene Ontology annotation, biological process: proton transmembrane transport. The transcript has 5 exons. Gene Ontology annotation, cellular component: proton-transporting V-type ATPase, V0 domain.